UUCAACUGCCAACUAGCUCCACCGAAAAAUUCGUUGAUCUCAUCAUGGAAUCAGCAUCAGGAGGUUCCGGCCCCGGUGCAUCCGAUCCUAACAGCACGGAGGAUCCGUCGGGGAGUACCACCACCGCUGCCCCUCAAGCCGAGGGCUCAUCAUCGCCCGCGCCACCGAGUCGCUACGAGUCGCAGAAGCGACGGGACUGGAACACCUUCUUGCAGUACCUGAGGAACCACAAGCCGCCAUUGACGUUGGCGCGCUGUAGUGGAGCUCAUGUGAUCGAGUUCUUGAAGUACUUAGACCAAUUCGGAAAGACCAAGGUCCACAUAGCUGGGUGCCCCUAUUUUGGCCACCCGAACCCCCCAGCACCUUGCGCGUGCCCGCUGAAGCAGGCGUGGGGGAGCCUCGACGCCCUGAUCGGACGACUGAGAGCGGCCUACGAGGAGAACGGUGGACGGCCGGAGUCGAACCCGUUCGGGGCGAAAGCCGUGAGAAUUUACCUGAGAGAAGUCAGGGAAGGGCAAGCCAAGGCCAGAGGGAUUCCUUAUGAGAAGAAGAAGCGAAAAAGGCCUACGGUUACCGCAACUAAGGUGGAUGUCAACACGUCCGCAGGGAAUACUGGCAGUGGUGGCGACGGCGAGAGUAAAGAUGGCACUGCUGCUAGUGCCGCAAGCGGUGGUGCUGACGGUGUUGACGCCACUGUUAGCGGAGGUGGAUGUGUUGCUGCUGCCUCAGGAACAGGUACAGGUAGUGCUACUGUUACUACUACGACAGUAUAG
This is a messenger RNA of Neltuma alba, 773 nucleotides long. RefSeq names its product protein LIGHT-DEPENDENT SHORT HYPOCOTYLS 6-like. Gene Ontology annotation, cellular component: nucleus. Bases 45 to 773 code for a protein of 242 amino acids. Gene Ontology annotation, biological process: response to light stimulus; mRNA transcription. The record is from RefSeq and is a predicted model, not a curated record. The transcript has a single exon. Lineage: Eukaryota; Viridiplantae; Streptophyta; Magnoliopsida; Fabales; Fabaceae.